UAAAACCCCAUUCGCCCCUUUCUUUCUCCCUAAAAAGCCAUUUUUGACCGAGGAAAAGGCCGCCACUCUCCGCCGCCACAUUCAAAAUGCAAGAAUCCCACUCCCACUACUACGACAACGAAACCUAUGACAACACCUUCCGGCCGCCUCCGCCUCCAAAUCCCCGUCCUCCCUACUCGCCGACCGCCUGCGUCGCCUUCCGCCUCCUCUGCCACACCUCCCGCGUCGGCGGCAUCAUCGGCAAGAACGGCUGCAUCGUCAAGCAGCUUCAGCAAGAAACCUGUGCCCGGAUUCGAGUCGAGGACCCGUGCGGCAACUCCGACGACAACCGGGUCAUUGUCAUCAUAGCUUCUCCUUUGGUGAACCGGAGGAUUACGUUCUCCUCCCCCAGGGGAGAUGACGAAGCGAGUACAAAUAGUUCCGGGAAUGGCGAUGAAUUUGAAGUCUCGGCGGCGCAGGAAGCCGUAGUUAGGGUUUUUGAGAGGGUAAUUGAAGUGACGGCAGAGACUGUCGGGAUGGUAUUGGGCGAUGGAAGUUUAGUUUCUUGUAGGCUUAUUGCGAAGGGUAAUCAGGUAGGGUCUGUGAUUGGUAAAGGAGGAAUGGUUGUUGAUACAAUCAGGAAGGAUACCGGUUGUAGGAUUAAUGUCUUAACAUUGGAAAAUCUUCCGGCUUGCACCUACCCUGGUGACAAAGUGGUGGAAAUUGAAGGUGAAAUUCUUGGUGUUAAGAAAGCACUUAUUGCUAUCACUAGCAGGUUUCAAGAUUGGGUGCCACCAGAGAGAACAGCCAUUAGUGACAACAGAGUUGAUGAUUUUUGUCAGGAAUCAUCACAAGUUAGUUUUCCUGAACAAAGAAGCUCUAUGCAAGUUACUAUCUCUCCUCAUACAGGUGGUAACCUUUUCUCACCGAGAAACGAUAGUUCUUCCAAUUUUUUGUCAAACCAAGAGGUCGCUUUCAAGAUACUCUGUAUGGCUGAUAUAGUGGGGCUUAUUAUUGGCAAGGGAGGAUCCAUUGUUAAGGCUCUUGAAAAUGAAACGGGUUCAUUUAUCAGGGUUGGGCCAAUCAUACCACGUUGUUCUGAACGGGUGAUAACCAUUUCAGCAUUUGAGAAUUUAGAAUCUCAUCAAUCCCCGGCACGGCAUGGUGUUAUUCUUGUUUUCAAUAAACUUGCGGACAUCAACUCUGAGAAGGUUUUGAAUUUGUGCUCAAAGGGGGCAUUUGUUACAGCUCGACUUGUUGUGCCAGCAUAUCAAGCUGGGUGCUUGUUGGGAAAAGGAGGUGCAAUAAUAGCAGAGAUGAGAAAGAUCACUGGUGCUCGCAUCAUAAUACAUAAGGGUGACCAAGUUCCGUUGUGUGUUCCAGAGAAUGAUGAAGUGGUAGAGAUUACAGGGGAAUUCUCAAAUGUUCAAGAUGCUCUAUGUAGUGUCACUGCUAAGCUCCGCAAUAACUUAUUGCAAGCAAAGUCAAAUGAAAAUAGUCCUCAUGGCAGAAUGAAUCUCCAUUGUGACCUAUCACAAAGCAUGGGCAAUCUUAGAAUUUCGCACAACACUAAUGGGUUGCGGUCGCCAAAUUUUAGGCAACCACAAAUAAGAAUAAAUCAGGGAGGUUCUCCCAAUUUCGGCAGAGGGUUCACAUCAGAUAAUGGCGGGUUAGAGCUUGGCAGGUCUGCCUUUGUGACAAAUACAACUGUGGAGAUGGUAGUGUCCGAAAGCGUUAUUAGGUCUGUUUAUGGGCAGAAUGGCAGCAACUUGGAACGUUUGAGACAGAUUUCUGGGGCAAAGGUGAUGAUGUGUGAGCAUACUCCUGGAACAAGUUGUAGGACUGUUGUGAUCUCCGGAACGCCUGAAGAAACACAAUCAGCUCAGAACCUCCUUAAGAACCUCAUAAUGAAUGGAUCAUCAUAACGACAACUCCCUGGCGGUUAUUAAACCCAAACACGUUGAACUGAAUUUUGGAUAGUCUAUCAUACCCAGGAAGGGGAGGUAGGCAUAGGAAAAAAAGGGUUCCUCUCUGUAUUUUGGAUUGUUUUUACCAAUUAUUGUAAGACAAUUAAGUUACAUUUUAUUUAUGAAUAUGUUUAUCUUUCUUGAAAACCUUAGCUCUACC
Cuscuta epithymum is the source of this 2106-nucleotide messenger RNA. The record is from the annotation of a GenBank genome assembly. NCBI's taxonomy places the organism in Eukaryota, Viridiplantae, Streptophyta, Magnoliopsida, Solanales, Convolvulaceae.